AUGCUGAAGCGGCCAAUAACGCGCAUCGUUAUACCGCAUCGCAUACCUGCAGGUGCCCGCACGACCGUCGUGUCGUUCGACAGCUAUGCGCCUGGCGCAGGCAACGCGGGGAGUGUAGAUGAGGAGGGGAGUGUGGAGGAGGAGGGGAGUGUGGUGAAGGGGAGUGUGGUGGAGGGGAGUGUGGUGGAGGGGAGUGUGGUAGAGGAAGGGAAUGUGGGCAAUGGUGCAGUUUCUGAGACGUGUGCUGCUUUCAGUCCUGACACGUGGAAGGCCAGUCGUGGCACAGCACUCGCAGCACUCACUGGAGCCCUUGCAUGUGCUAGUCAGGGGGGCGGUGACGGCGCUGCUGCUGCUGUGUGUGCAAAUGCAGCAGAGGCAGCAGCAGCAGCCCCGCCAGCAGCAGCAGCAGGGGAGCCAAGGGUACCAACGCACGUGGUGGUUGCUGAUGACACCAUGCAUCUGCGCUCCAUGCGCCUGCACCUGCUGCGACUCGCUUACUCAUAUGGUGCCACGUGUCUCAUCCUCCACGUCACCACGCCCCUGGACCAAGAAGUGGAGGGAAGUACUGACACGGGGGUACCUGUGGUGACAGUGGCCGUGGGAGGAUGUGCUGCGGACACGGUGGGAGCAGGGGAGGGUCAGGGGCGAGAGCAGGGGGAAGAGCGAGAGGGAGGCGAUGUUGCUGCUGCUGCUGAUUCGGUGGUGCUGUGCUCAUCGAGGCGGGGCGCAUGGGAGGCGGGACGGUGUGUGGCGGUGGACUUGGGUGGCGUGGCUUUGAAAGAGGUGGAGGGAGUGAGUGCAAGGGCCCUUGAAGCCCUCUUCUCCCUCUGGCGCCGCUCCCUUCCCACUGCUAUCACCCACGCCGCCCACAGCAGCGGCACCACCAGCACCAGCACCAGCACCAGCACCACCAGGAGCAGUGCCACCAAUGCAAGCAGCAGUGCAGUGCAUGCGUUUGACCUGCGGCUGAGGAAGAUUCUCUCACACGCCUCGAGGCAAUCCCCAGGUUCGGCAGGUGAGUCAAGGUCCCCAGUGUGCGAGUCGCGCGAUACCUGUGCCGUGUGGCCUCGAGAUCUCCUAAUCGCGCCCCACCACCCAUCACACGCAGCACCACCUAGAGAUCUCCUCGUCACCCCCACUACCCCCUCCACGCUCGGGUUCCACGUCCCUCCCUCACCACCCUUCGUCCGAGUUUCUGUCUUUCCGAUCCAGUUCCAUAGCGUGCCUCUCCCCUUCCGUUUUUUUAGGUCUCCCUGUCCCGGUGAGUCCGGCGACGAGUGCGACGAGUGCGACGGUUGCGACGCGUGCGACGGCAGCAUGGCGUCUGAGGAGGGGCACACGGUGUAUCUGGGCGGGCUGCCCUUCGACAGCGACGAGGGGGCCAUCAAGAAGGUUUUCGAAGAGUUCGGCGAAGUCCUCUCCGCCAAGGUGAUAUACGACAGGGAGACGGGCAAAGCGAGGGGGUUCGGCUUCGUCACCUUCGCAUCGCCCAAGGCAGCUCAGGAUGCCAUCAAGGCCAUGGACGGCGAGAUAGUGGAUGGGCGGCCAAUCAAGGUGUCGGAGGUGCGCAGGCGGGGAGACGGGGGGUUCUUCCGCCAGUCCUCCUUCGAGCGAGACCGCGACCGGCCCCGAGGUGUUGCUCGCCGCCCCUCCAUGUCCCCACCUCGCCGCUCCCGCUCCCCGCCGUCUCGCGUCCGCUGGGGCGAGUCUCUGGAGGCGCUGCGGGCGGCAGUGGAGCGAGCGAGGCGGGAGAAGCAGAGUGUGGCUGCGCAGAUGCAGCAGCUGGAGCAGGCGCUACAGAGGGCCACAGCCACGGAAGUGAGCCUCAAGGAGCGAAUUAAGUACAUUCCCACGGCUUCCACUACUCCUGACACUCGCACCAUUAUCAGCACUUACGUGACUCCAUACUCUCCCACCAUGCCACCACUCGUGAUGCUCGAAACAUGGUCCCCGCACUGCAACCAUGAACAGGUGCUGGAGGCGGCCAAGAAGCAGGUGGCUGCUGGGUACGAGGAGAAGCUGGCGCUUCAUAGCAAGGUGGGCGCUUUAAAAAAACUGGAGAGGAGUUGGGUGAGAGGGGGGAACAGGGGCAGGCGUUUUGAUGGGGAGAGGAAGGAUGGCUCUGCACAGCAAGUUGGGCAUGUGUUAAUAUCGAGGGGGUAG
This is a messenger RNA of Closterium sp. Yama58-4, 2163 nucleotides long. The record is from the annotation of a GenBank genome assembly. Lineage: Eukaryota; Viridiplantae; Streptophyta; Zygnematophyceae; Desmidiales; Closteriaceae.